UCGACGGGCUUCUACACAUUAGCCGAUUAGCUGACCUGGUGGAUAUUUAGCGAGUGAAUACAUGUAACUGUAUUAAAACUCACCCGUGAGAGUGAUAACCUGCAGCCAUGUCAUCUGUUUUAGAUGCUCUCUGGGAAGACAGAGACGUACGGUUCGACAUAACAGCACAGCAGAUGAAAACCCGCGCAGGAGAGGUGCUCAUAGACUGUCUGGACUCCAUAGAGGACACAAAAGGAAACAACGGAGACCGAGGACGCCUAUUAGUAACAAACCUGAGGAUCAUUUGGCACUCUCUGGCCCUGCCAAGAGUCAAUUUGUCGGUUGGUUACAACUCGGUCAUUAACAUCACAACAAGGACAGCUAACUCAAAACUGAGAGGUCAAACUGAAGCACUCUACAUCUUAACAAAGUCCAACAACACUCGAUUUGAGUUCAUUUUUACAAAUGUGGUUCCAGGAAGUCCACGUCUCUUUACCUCCGUCAUCGCUGUACACAGAGCCUAUGAGACCUCUAAAAUGUACAGGGACCUGAAGCUGCGCGCUGCUCUCAUUCAAAAUAAGCAGCUGAGACUUUUGCCUCGGGAGCAAGUGUAUGAUAAAAUUAAUGGAGUUUGGAAUUUAUCCAGUGAUCAGGGUAAUCUUGGGACCUUCUUUAUUACAAAUGUCCGUAUUGUGUGGCAUGCCAAUAUGAACGAGAGCUUCAAUGUCAGCAUUCCCUACCUCCAGAUUUGGUCAAUCAGAAUACGAGACUCAAAGUUUGGCUUGGCUUUGGUGAUAGAGAGUUCACGUCAGAGCGGUGGCUAUGUGCUUGGAUUUAAGAUUGACCCUGUGGAUAAGCUCCAGGACGCCCUUAAGGAAAUCAACUCAUUGCAUAAGGUGUACUCCGCUAACCCUGUCUUUGGAGUGGACUAUGAAAUGGAAGAAAAGCCCCAACCCCUGGAGGAACUCACAGUGGAACAACCUCCGGAUGAUGUGGAAAUUGAGCCUGAUGAGCAGACUGAUGCGUUCACUGCCUACUUUGCUGAUGGCAACAAGCAACAAGACCGUGAACCAGUGUUCUGUGAGGAGCUGGGCCUGGCCGUUGAAAAACUAAAAGAUGGCUUCACACUUAACGGUCUGUGGGAAGUCAUGGGCUGAAACUAUAUAAUAAUGUUUAUUUAUAGCUUGUCUUUAAAGGAUUCUUUGAAUCUUAAGAAAAUAUUAUAUUGCAUAUGUGGAAGUUUUAUUAUAUCAUAAUUAGUACAAAGUCUAUUUUUUCCCCAUCUGUAUAAUACAGUUUAUAUUAUUGUACUUUUUUUUUUAAAUAAAUGGAU
Solea solea (common sole) is the source of this 1312-nucleotide messenger RNA. RefSeq names its product Bardet-Biedl syndrome 5 (gene bbs5). Gene Ontology annotation, cellular component: ciliary basal body; BBSome. Bases 108 to 1136 code for a protein of 342 amino acids. NCBI's taxonomy places the organism in Eukaryota, Metazoa, Chordata, Actinopteri, Pleuronectiformes, Soleidae. Gene Ontology annotation, biological process: intracellular transport; cilium assembly. The transcript is spliced from 12 exons. Gene Ontology annotation, molecular function: phosphatidylinositol-3-phosphate binding. The record is from RefSeq and is a predicted model, not a curated record.